AUGCAAAGAUCCGAGUUAUAUGUACAAGGAAACGAAGAGUCAACGGACAUCUACACGACUAGGGUUGCAGGAAUGGCUGCAAAUCCUGCUGCGCGGGCUACAUUCUACAGGCAGGACACCAUGACUGCGAACUGGUUCAAUGGCUAUAUGCUAGAGAGGUUUCCCGGAAAGGUGGACAAAGUUUUUACGUUGAAGAACAUUUUCGUACUCACAUGUGCGCUUUUUUGCAUGCUGUUUCUGUUCUUCACAUACAGCACAAUCAGCUUGAUAUAUUACGACAGAACUGAAGGGCUAGAUUGCGAGGAGUUUAUGGUAAAUAACGAGGGGUUGUUUUCCAAGCAAAUAGACUAUCUGAGAACAGUUCUGAAUUUACCCGCAGAGCCAAUAGAGUAG
Molecule: messenger RNA, 393 nt
Organism: Nematocida major
Lineage: Eukaryota; Fungi; Microsporidia
Exons: 1
Coding region: 1-393 (130 amino acids)
Source: RefSeq, a predicted model, not a curated record